UCCUGUAGUCCAUUUUGCUAAAUCUGGUCGUUUUGACAUGCGUACUUGCUAUAGAUACUGACAAUAUGCCAGCUAAACACCAGACAUCAAAUCCUACCGAAUGUCAAAUACAUAAAGAUUGUAAAAUUUAUAAGGAAAGAUUAAUAAUACUGUCUGUUUAUGGGACAACUCCAUUUAACAUCUCAAGAAGAAAAGAAAACAUAUCGUUUAGAAAAUAGUUAUAAUCUACAAAAAUGAUAUAAUGACUAUGGCAUGUCAGUUAUUUAGACAUUAUUCAGUUUUGGACGUAUUCGAUGUCGCAUAUGAAUUUUCAAUUAUUUUCAUAGUAUAUGUAGAGUUGCGAGAAAUUAAACAAAGUCCAUUCUUAGACGAAACUUUUUUUGAAAUUGAAAUAGAGGACAAGAUCGAACGAGACAAACCUUUCAACCACAAUCCCAAUAACGCAGAUCACGUAACACCAUUAAAUAAACGUAAUUAUUGUAACGAACCAUAUUUGGAUGAAAGUUUCCGUUCUUCCCUUGUAAUACUUGUUUUUAUUUUACUUGUCACUAGUCAUAGUAUGAUCCGGAAACAAUAAAACAUUUGUAAAGUUGAUCUUUUUAUAUCUAUAUAUCCACCUAGUGAAGGAUUUUAAUCGUGUAAAUAAAGGUUUAACUGUAGAUAUUUUCUCUCGUCUUUCAAGUAUUUGUAUUUGAUACAAUUACUUAUAUAACCGCAUAUAAGCACGCUACCGCGUAAAUUAUAGUUUUAACGUUAAUUAUAAAAAUAUUUAGCUUGUAUUUUGUUAUAACAAAUUAAAAUAUUUUCCAAUACUUUUAAAACCGCUAUAUAAUCCAAAUAUUUAUAUUGUAUUUAAUUAAGAUUUUCAAUAUUUAAUAUAAAUAAUCUUUUACUUUCACGUUUGAAUUCUACCGUAAUCAGUAUAUUUAUAUUAAUAAUACAACUACCGUAAUCAGUAUAUUUAUAUUAAUAAUACAAUUACCGUAAUCAAUAUGACGAGUAGUCACCAAUCACUUCCCCUAGACGUCUUAAAACAAAGCAUCAAUCAAGAUUUACAGCCUACAUCAGAUUGUAUGAAAUAUGAAUGGAUGAGACUAGGAUCGUUUAAAUCAUUUCCUAGACAAUCUGAAGGAAGACCAAUAAAAUUAGCUAAAGCUGGAUUUGUUUUUACUGGUACCAGAGAAGGAGAUGAUACUGUCACGUGUUUUACUUGUGGUGUUACUAAAAAUAACUGGUUGAAAUAUGAAGACCCACCCCAAGUUCACAAAAAUCUGAACCCAAGAUGUAAUUUUAUAAAUGAUAAUGUUCCCGUAUUAGUACCUGAAUCAAUCGUAUAUGAUAAAAUAUGGACGACACUACAUGAAACAUAUUGUGAUGGAAACCGGGAAACACGAAGUUCAUCACCAUUCUGUACAGGUAUCAACUCUAGAAUAACAGAUCCAACAAUAAGACAAACAUACGAUAUUCCACCUAUUCUGUUAGAAAGAUCAGAUAUAAACCAGGCCGUACAAGUAACUGACGAUAGAACGGGACCAGAUGUUAGGAGUAGAAUGGUACUCAAUCAAUCUAUGAGUUCUGCUAGUGUUGUAUUAACAGCAGACUCUACCAGACAUACUAUGGUAGUAGAAGAAGCAAGACUUAGAACAUUUGGAAACUGGCCAAGAUAUUUAGCUGUUAGACCUACUGAACUAGCACGGGCAGGGUUUUACUAUCUUGGUUCCGCUGAUCGAGUACAAUGUGCCUUCUGUAGAGGUAUUUUAAGAGAUUGGGAAGAAGCAGAAAGUCCAGUAGCUGAACACUGGAGAUAUUUUUCUAGUUGUGAAUUCUUGAGAGGAACGGACCGAUCUAAUGUUCCUAUUAUACCAAAUGAUAGUUAUAUACAUGAUUAUGUAUCAACUCAUCCUCUGAGUUCAACUGAUGAAGACGUUAGAACAGCUCUUAAUCCACUGUCAACUAUCUUAAAGAAUGGAAAUUUAAAUCUAGUUCAAAGCGAUGCCCCAGCAACUGCUGAAGAUUUAGGUAUCAUUACCCAAACAGCUGCUCAGCCAGAUAAAGCUAUACUCGCUACUCGUGUGGCAACAUUUUCAAAUUGGCCAAGAAGAUCGCCAUUGCCAAGCAAAGAACAAAUUGCUGAAGCAGGAUUUUAUUAUCUUGAAAGGGAAGAUGCUGUAAAAUGUUUUUUCUGUGGUGGUGUUUUAAAAUCUUGGAGAGAUGAUGAUAUCCCAUGGCAAGAACAUGCAAAAUGGUUUCCUAAAUGUCCAUAUUUACUGAGAAUCAAAGGUGCAGACUUUGUGAACUCUAUAUAUUAUCCUGGUACCGGUACGGCUAAGAGUGUUGGGGAUAAUGGAGCUACAGGUAAUAAUGGAAUGAUUGUUCAACAAAUGCUAGAUCUACCCCUGGUGAAAGAGGCGUUGAAAUUACAGAUUAAUAAAGCUCUUAUAAUAAAAGCCAUAGAAAACCGAAUGAGAAAUGGAGGUCAAACUUUCAAGACAACAUCUGAGUUGAUUAACGAUAUUCUUGAUUUGGAUCGUGUUCCCACGAAACAUGAAGAUAUCAAAGAUGACAAUGUAAUGAAAACAGGACAUCCGCUUGGCACAAAUGGGGAGCACCGUGUACCUAAUGAUAGUUUGACUGCUGUAGUUGAGGUCAUACCAGCAGAGCCAGGAAGAUCAGAUACAGCACCAAGGACAGGAGCUGAACCCAAUCUACAACCAGGAGAAAAUGAAGAAUCCUCGAAGUUGGUAAGGGAAAAUGAAGAAUUAAAAGAACGGCGAAUAUGUAAAAUCUGUAUGGAUGCUGAAUCUAAUAUUGUACUCCUUCCAUGUGGCCAUCUUGUUGCGUGUGAGUCAUGUGCCCCUGCUUUAACAAAAUGUCCCAUGUGUCGUAAAUCUGUUCGUGGAAGCGUAAAGACGUACUUGUCAUAAAGAUUGGAUUCAUCUGGAUUCAAACAGGACAAUUAAUAAAAUGUUGUUGUGUGGUGGGGUUGAUAUAUCAUGACGUCAUCAGACAGCAUAAACGCGUUAGUCAGGCAAAGAGACGAGAAUCACAAAACCGUUGAUGAUCUGUAUCCAAGUUUAUAUCACAGUUAUUUCCUUUUAAUCGAAUGUUGUGGCAGUUGUGUACAGAUCAUGUCUUUCCCUAUGGAAACUAACAGUUAUGUAAUUAAUGACUAAAUUGGGCAAAGUAGUCCGUCGUAGAACGACUAUUCUAGCGCAUAAACACAAAUUAAGUACAUGUAAAACAAAUUAAAUAUUACAAUGCAUAAAACAAAUUAACACCUGUGAUAUAUCUACUGUAUGUCUGUCAUUAAAAAUAAUCUGUGAUAUAUGUAACUGUAUUUCUCAUUAAAAACAACCUGUAAUGUAUCUUGUUGUAUAUCUGUCAUUAAAAACAACCUGUAAUGUAUCUAGUUGUAUAUCUGUCAUUGAAAACAAUCUCUACUGUAUAUCCGCCGCCAAUAUGGUACGAUGUGGGUAAUAAACAAUACUUCCGGUAUUGAACUUUAUGAGCGACUGUUUUAUACUUAUUAAAAAGUAGAAAUAAAAAUACAAAUUUAAAUUCUGUUUUGGAGAAUCCGAUAUGGGUUGUGUCAUGGGUUUUAAUGCGGUAUGGUUGGUGUCGUGUUAUAAUGGGUUACGAGUGCUUUAUGGGUGGUGCGGUGUGUUAUAAUGCGUUAUAGGUGUUGUCAUGGGUUAUGGGUGGUGUCGUGGGUUAUGGGUGGUGUCGUGGGUUAUGUGUGGUGCCGUGUGUUUUAAUGCGUUAUAGGUGUCGUGGGUUAUGUGAGGUGUCAUAUGUUAUAAUACGUUACGGGUGUUGUCGUGGGUUUUAAUGCGCUAUGGGUGUUGCCGUGGGUUAUAGGUGUUGUCGUGGGUGGUGUCCUGGGUUUUAAUGCUUUAUGUGUGUUGUCGUGCGUUAUGGGUGUCGUGCGUUUUAAGAUAUUUAAGAUAUGUAGAGAAUUGAAUGAGUUUAACGUCUCGUCAACACAAUACUUGAACCAGUUUGAAAGUGUAUACAAUAUGCUGGCUGAAACUAUAUUCUUAUGUUUACAAAUUAUUUAUUCUAAAUUCAUAAUUAAGACGUAAGUAAAGCUGUUGGUUAUUUACGCAUGUUUCAAGGCUAAUUUCUUAUUGUUUAAAAUACACAUUACGUCAUUAGGCGCAAGUAAUCGAUCACAUAAUCAGGAAUCUGUGUAUAUGAAAAGGGGAAGGCUUGCGCUCUACAGAUAAGACAUCGUGUAGAUACCCCAGAGAUCAGACACGCAGUUGAUUCUUUAGGAUAUACCCUUCAGGUUCAAGAGACACCAUCAACAGACCCCGUUGAUGCGUAGGAGAGCUAUGAUGUAGUGGGAUCCGUCAGUUAACUGCGAGUUUAGUGGGGUUUUAAGAUAGACUGAGGGACAUGUUAUUUUUAUGUAGUCUAUGAUUGUAACCUGUAUAUCCUGUGCUUGAUAUAAAAUGUAGAAACGAA
Patella vulgata (common limpet) is the source of this 4467-nucleotide messenger RNA. Its product is annotated as baculoviral IAP repeat-containing protein 7. The transcript has 8 exons. Gene Ontology annotation, cellular component: nucleus; cytoplasm. The coding region runs from base 993 to 2924 and encodes 643 amino acids. NCBI's taxonomy places the organism in Eukaryota, Metazoa, Mollusca, Gastropoda, Patellidae. The record is from RefSeq and is a predicted model, not a curated record.